This is a messenger RNA of Drosophila melanogaster (fruit fly), 1960 nucleotides long. RefSeq names its product vitelline membrane-like (gene Vml). The record is from RefSeq and is marked reviewed. The coding region runs from base 152 to 1888 and encodes 578 amino acids. The transcript has a single exon. Gene Ontology annotation, cellular component: extracellular region. Lineage: Eukaryota; Metazoa; Arthropoda; Insecta; Diptera; Drosophilidae.
AGCACAAAGUGAACCCACCGAGUAUCCAAGCACAGCAGACUGCAAUUGGGCAAUAUUCUUGGUGAAUUUGUAAAUUUCGCUGAUCUGUUUUUCUCUUGGCCAUAUAAAACCCGUCCCGUUUCAAAAAACCAUAGUCUUAAUUCUGUGAGCUAUGUGUGGACGACGACUGCUGUUCUUGGCGGCCUUUGGCUGCCUUUUGGCCAACGCGUUUUCGCUUCCGGCGACCAGGAAUGAGGAGUUCGACGACGGUUUCCCCGAAUCCGAGUUCGACUACGAGGAGAGGCACACUAGGGAAAUUCCGGCACAGGCCUAUGCCCCACCGAUCGUUUACAAUUCGCAGUCAAGCUACUCGCCGGCGAAGGACCAAGGAUAUUCUGCUCCUGCCGCCCCGGUUUAUUCGCCUGCCGCACCAUCGUAUUCAGCGCCUGCUGCUCCGUCGUAUUCGGCACCCGCUGCACCCAGCUAUUCAGCACCAGCAGCACCCAGCUAUUCAGCACCUGCUGCUCCAUCGUAUUCAGCGCCUGCAGCACCCAGCUAUUCAGCACCUGCAUCCUCCAGCUAUUCAGCGCCUGCUGCUCCGUCGUAUUCGGCACCCGCUGCACCCAGCUAUUCAGCGCCUGCAGCACCCAGCUAUUCAGCACCUGCAUCCUCCAGCUAUUCAGCGCCUGCUGCUCCGUCGUAUUCGGCACCCGCUGCACCCAGCUACUCAGCGCCUGCGGCACCCAGCUAUUCAGCACCAGCAGCACCCAGCUAUUCAGCACCUGCUGCUCCAUCGUAUUCAGCACCCGCAGCACCCAGCUACUCUGCGCCUUCUGCCCCAUCGUAUUCAGCGCAAAAGACAUCCUCGUACUCGGCUCCUGCCGCCCCAAGCUACCAUGCUCCGGCAGCUCCAGCAUCGUCGUAUUCAGCACCGGCUGGUCCUUCAUAUUCGGCUCCUGCUGCACCCUCAUAUUCAGCUCCAUCUUACUCAGCGCCUGCCUCAAGUUAUUCGGCACUCAAGGCUCCAUCUUAUUCAGCUCCAGCCGCUCCAUCUUACUCCGCACCUGCAGCUCCCUCAUAUUCCUCUUCUGCUUCUCCUUCAUAUUCAUCGCCUGCAUCGUCAUCUUAUUCAGCGCCAGCUGCUCCGACUUACUCAGCCCCUAAGGCUCAGUCGUACUCCGCUCCAGCCGCUCCAUCUUACUCAGCUCCUGCUGCUCCAUCUUACUCAGCUCCUGCAUCUUCAUCUUAUUCGGCACCUGCUGCUCCAUCUUACUCAGCUCCGGCUGCUCCAUCUUACUCAGCUCCUGCUGCUCCAUCUUACUCAGCUCCAGCAUCUUCAUCUUAUUCGGCACCUGCUGCUCCAUCUUACUCAGCUCCUGCUGCUCCAUCUUACUCAGCUCCUGCAUCUUCAUCUUAUUCGGCACCUGCUGCUCCAUCUUACUCAGCUCCGGCUGCUCCAUCUUACUCAGCUCCUGCUGCUCCAUCUUACUCAGCUCCUGCCGCUCCAUCGUAUUCAGCACCUGCAUCAUCUGGAUAUUCAGCAGCGCGAGCGUAUUCAGCGGGCUCUGCAGCACCAGCUUCUGGCUAUUCAGCGCCAAAGACUUCUUCCGGUUACUCAGCGCCUGCUUCGUCUGGAUCACCAGCUGCUUCAUCGUACUCAGCUCCUGCAUCCUCGACCGCAUCCUCUGGCUAUUCAGCGCCCGCGUCGAAGUCAUCGGGUUACGCUCGCUCCGAAAUGGAUCAUCAGAUCCUUGGUAUGGCGAGGACCGCUGGCGGCUACGGAUCAGCCGCUCCUUCUGCAGCUUAUGGUGCAGCCUCUCUCCCCUCACCGCCGUGUCCCAAAAACUAUGUGUUCAGCUGCUCGAGCGUUUUUACUCCAGCACCGUGCAGUCAGGGAUAUGGUUACUGAAUGCAAAUCCAAAGCUCCUGGCCAAACUGACUUGAAAACGAGAUUAAUAAAAAGCGAAUUAUGUGUGAAACG